Messenger RNA from Fusarium odoratissimum NRRL 54006, 1494 nucleotides. RefSeq names its product NADH-ubiquinone oxidoreductase 19.3 kDa subunit, mitochondrial. The record is from RefSeq and is a predicted model, not a curated record. Lineage: Eukaryota; Fungi; Ascomycota; Sordariomycetes; Hypocreales; Nectriaceae. Gene Ontology annotation, biological process: mitochondrial respiratory chain complex I assembly; aerobic respiration; electron transport coupled proton transport. The transcript has 3 exons. The coding region runs from base 450 to 1103 and encodes 217 amino acids. Gene Ontology annotation, molecular function: quinone binding; 4 iron, 4 sulfur cluster binding; NADH dehydrogenase (ubiquinone) activity.
CUUUGAACUGUCUUCUCUCCCACCGCAGGAAUAACUCCCAAAAGUCAUUCACUUUCGACAUCCAUCUUUCUUAAAAGGUCCCCCGAGGUUAUCACCAGAAGAGGAGCCCCACCAAGCCGGCUAAUCCACGGCUUCGAGAAACCCGUCUCAUCCAAUCAGAAUUGUCUUAUUCCAGGUCGGCAAGCAAAGAGGCGAAUCAUUCAACAUCAACCAAGAAAGCUUCGCUCCGCCAACGCCGUCAACUACGCCCGCGCCAAUCUCCCCUCUUCAGGCUCUCUGAUAUCGUGCGAUCGAGGUUCGCUCCUCUGCCGAAUCGUUCUCUCGCCCGAAAUGCUCUCUUCCACGCGGUCCGCGGCCUCAAUGGCCCUCCGAGGUGCGUGCCUUGAACUCUUCCGGCCAGGCGGGCUUUAUAGCUCGAACAACGAAUUCGAUCAUCGCGACGCCAAUACAUGUUGCUGACUUUACUUGUUACAAUAGUCAAGCCUACAACUGCUAUUGUUCCUUUCCGAACUACCGCUGCCGCCUUCACGACCAACUCUCGCCGCGAUGCUAGCGCCCUCCAGACUCACUCAGCAACUGGUGUAGGAAAGGUUCGCAGAGAGGUUCCGCUGCCCAGCGAGAUUGCUCCUAAGGGUGCCUUGCAGUAUGCGCUGACCACACUUGAUGCCGUCACCAACUGGGCUCGUCAGUCCUCCCUUUGGCCCAUGACCUUCGGUCUGGCCUGCUGUGCCGUCGAAAUGAUGCAUCUCUCCACCCCCCGAUACGAUCAGGAUCGCCUCGGUAUUAUUUUCCGUGCUUCGCCACGACAGUCCGAUGUCAUGAUUGUUGCUGGUACUCUCACAAACAAGAUGGCUCCUGCUCUUCGACAGGUUUACGAUCAGAUGCCUGAUCCCCGCUGGGUUAUUUCCAUGGGUUCAUGUGCUAAUGGUGGUGGAUACUACCACUACAGCUACUCUGUCGUCCGAGGAUGCGACCGUGUAGUUCCUGUUGACGUCUACGUGCCGGGCUGCCCUCCUACGAGUGAAGCAUUGAUGUACGGAAUCUUCCAGCUACAGCGGAAAAUGAGGAACACCCGCAUUACCCGACAUUGGUACAGAAAGUAAGGAUUCAAAGCAGAGGAGUCGAUCAGGAAUCAAGAUCCAGCCAAAUUGCGUCGAGGCAGUACUUUCAAUGGAUCUAAUCAAGGGAAAUGUAGUGGAAUGGCUGUCGUUGAGGAGGAUGGCGCCCAUGGAAGCAUGUACAAUUUAGACAGCUCCAUCUCCUAUGUUAAAGUUUGUAGAAUUUACUUUCCUUGCUAGAGGACAAGGAACCAAAGGCAUUAUUCCCAAUUCGUUAAAAGCUUUAGUGCACUUUGUGGUUGAGUUGGUAUGUUUGCUUGAGACAUAUUUCAUCCACAAAGAGGUAGCGCGACCUUUUGAACACACCAGGUCGAAUGCUUGUUGUUUUACGAAUAGAUUACCAUCUACAACCACUUCAUUAAUUAAGCCCGGGCCC